This is a messenger RNA of Polyodon spathula (Mississippi paddlefish), 1539 nucleotides long. Its product is annotated as CCR4-NOT transcription complex subunit 7-like. The coding region runs from base 195 to 1055 and encodes 286 amino acids. Lineage: Eukaryota; Metazoa; Chordata; Actinopteri; Acipenseriformes; Polyodontidae. Gene Ontology annotation, cellular component: P-body; CCR4-NOT core complex; CCR4-NOT complex. Gene Ontology annotation, molecular function: poly(A)-specific ribonuclease activity; nucleic acid binding. The record is from RefSeq and is a predicted model, not a curated record. The transcript is spliced from 7 exons.
UAGUGCUGUAAUGGAAGUUCAGAGGGUGAAGCGGUGUGUUUUCGUUAUUUACAAAAUACAAUUGUUUAAAAGGUUCGAUUCCAAGCACCGCUCCUUUCUGAGUAAGGUCAAAAGGAACAAGACCAACAAUUCUAUGAGGCUGUCCCUUCCAGCAAGUGUGUUGUGUUUGAUGCCUUGCAUUUAAAUGUGGCACUAUGCCAGCAGCUACUGUAGAUCGUAACCAAAGAAUUUGCGAGGUCUGGGCUUGCAACCUAGAGGAAGAGCUGAAGAGAAUCCGCCAGGUUAUUCAUAAAUAUAACUAUGUUGCAAUGGACACAGAGUUUCCAGGUGUAGUAGCAAGGCCAAUCGGAGAAUUCAGAAGCAAUGCUGACUACCAGUACCAAUUGCUGCGGUGUAAUGUAGAUUUGUUAAAGAUAAUCCAACUAGGCCUGACUUUCAUGAACGAACAGGGUGAAUAUCCUCCUGGCACUUCAACAUGGCAGUUAAAUUUUAAAUUUAACCUCACGGAGGACAUGUAUGCACAGGACUCCAUAGAACUGCUAACAACAUCUGGCAUCCAGUUUAAAAAACACGAGGAAGAGGGGAUUGAAACAUUCUACUUUGCAGAACUGCUUAUGACCUCUGGUGUGGUACUGUGUGAAGGGGUCAAAUGGCUGUCUUUCCAUAGUGGCUAUGACUUUGGAUACCUAAUCAAAAUCCUAACAAAUUCAAACUUGCCAGAAGAAGAAUUGGAUUUUUUCGAGAUCCUCCGUUUGUUCUUUCCUGUCAUAUAUGACGUGAAGUACCUGAUGAAGAGCUGCAAAAACCUCAAGGGUGGCUUGCAAGAAGUAGCUGAACAGCUAGAAUUGGAGAGAAUAGGGCCACAGCACCAGGCUGGCUCAGACUCUCUACUGACAGGCAUGGCCUUCUUUAAAAUGAGAGAGAUGUUCUUUGAGGAUCACAUUGAUGAUGCUAAAUAUUGUGGUCACUUGUAUGGCCUUGGUACUGGUUCACCCUAUGUUCAAAAUGGCACAGGCAAUGCCUAUGAAGAAGAAGCCAACAAACCACAAUCAUGACAUGAAGCAGCUGAAAUUUGGGCCUGUUUUUUUUUUUUUUUUUUUAAAUCUCUGCCUGAGAGACUAUAAGGCCUUUUUGUUUUUUCCAUCACUUGUUUCUUUCCCUUGUCUUUGUUGCAGAUUCUAACUUUAGUACUGGAAGCAAUUUAGAGUAAAAUUUUACUGAGUUUUAAAAAAACAAACAAAAAGAAACUGAUGGAGACAAGGCAAAGUUUACUCCAGUAAUUUCAUAUAUAUCUUCUGUGUAAGCAAAUGGAUUGGCUGAUAUUCAUGUGUAUUGCUUUAGUGGGAUUUUUAGUAAUUCAGAAAUUUGGACCAUUUUGCACUUGAGAUCGAUCCAGAGUCUGUUUUAUCAAGUUUUGGCUGUUUCUUGUUCUUAUAAGAUUCAGUAACAGUUGUGCACCAUUUUUGCUUGUUGCCUUUUCCACCAUAUUCACAAUACUUUAUUUCUUUAUGUAUUUUCUUUUGGGGGGGGGGGGGGGGG